GGGUGGACUGCGACAUCGACGUGCCAAAGACCAUCCAGAUGGUCCGUUCUCAGCGCUCUGGGAUGGUGCAGACGGAGGCGCAGUACAGAUUCAUCUACAUGGCCGUGCAGCACUACAUAGAGACGCUGCAGAGACGCAUAGAGGAGGAGCAGAAAAGUAAGAUUAAAGGGCGCGAGUACACCAACAUUAAGUACUCUUUGUCUGACCUGACUGGAGGAGAGCAGAGUCCUUUGCCUCCUUGCACUCCUAUUCCUACUCCCACCUGCACAGAGAUGAGGGACGACAGCUCCAGAGUGUAUGAGAACGUGGGCCUGAUGCAGCAGCAGAAGAGCUACAGAUGAGAUUCACCUUUGACCCCAGUGCUCUAUCAGU
Messenger RNA from Plectropomus leopardus (leopard coralgrouper), 372 nucleotides. The record is from RefSeq and is a predicted model, not a curated record. Lineage: Eukaryota; Metazoa; Chordata; Actinopteri; Perciformes; Serranidae.